AUGGUCUCGUGCCCGAUCUGCGGGAAGAACGUGCGCCAGGCCAGUAUCAAUGACCACCUUGAUUCAGGCUGCGAAUCUUACAUUGAAACCGAAAAUGGCACCGGUAGUAGAAGCUCUACGCCAGUAUCCAGCUUCUUCAAGACCCCGAUAGCGAGGAAAGAGCCUCUUAAUGGUCAUCCAACAUCCUCUCCCAGUGCACCGCCGAGCUCGAGUAUCAAGAGACCUCUGAAUGAGGAAAGUGACACCCACAAGAAUGAUACUUCCCAGUCGACCAGUUCCGAGCAGCCCGCGAAACGUUCCAAACCCAAUGCCUUCGAGAAGGCCGCGCCACUCGCCGAGCGCAUGCGCCCGAAAACUCUUGACGAGGUAUGCGGACAGUCGUUAGUCGGGCCUCAAGGUGUCCUUCGGGGACUGAUCGAAUCCGACCGAGUACCUAGCAUGAUUCUCUGGGGUGGUGCUGGCACCGGCAAGACAACUAUAGCUCGCGUCAUCGCCAACAUGGUAGGCUCACGCUUCGUUGAGAUAAACAGCACCUCCAGUGGUGUCGCAGAAUGCAAGAAGAUUUUCGGCGAAGCAAAAUCAGAACUCGGCCUCACUGGUCGCAAAACCAUCAUCUUUUGUGACGAGAUCCACCGCUUCAGCAAGACACAACAAGACGUGUUUCUGGCUCCUGUUGAAGCCGGGACUGUUACACUCAUUGGAGCAACAACAGAAAAUCCCAGCUUCAAAGUUCAAAAUGCUCUCCUCUCGCGCUGCAGGACGUUCACCCUGGUCAAGCUCAGGGACGAGGACGUGACCUCAAUCCUCACCCGGGCAUUGAAGCUGGAGCUCGCAGACCGGCCCCGCCCCUCUCCCCUACUGGACGAAACUCUUCUGCCAUACCUGGCUACUUUCUCGGACGGCGAUGCUCGCACCGCUCUCAAUCUCCUGGAUCUCUCCCUCUCCCUGCUCACGCGCCAACCGGAUCUUAGUCUCCCAGACCUCAAAUCAGCUCUCACUAAAACGCUGGUCUACGACCGCUCUGGCGAUCAACACUAUGACACGAUCAGCGCUUUCCACAAAUCCGUGCGGGGGUCCUGCGCCGAUGCCGCCCUGUACUACCUCGCUCGCAUGCUCUCUUCGGGCGAAGACCCGUUGUAUAUUGCACGCCGCAUGAUUGUCAUCGCUUCCGAGGACGUCGGGAUUGCAGACAACACUCUGCUUCCGCUUGCCAUUGCCGCGUAUACGGCUGUGGAGAAGGUCGGUCUGCCAGAGGCCCGCAUCAACCUCGCACAUGUGACCGUGGCACUAUGCCAGGCAAAGAAGAGCACUCGAGCGUAUCGAGCUUUGAGUGCAGCAAUGCAGGCGAUCGAAAGGGAGCCGGGUAUAGGUGGCUUGCCGAUUCCGGUGCACCUCAGAAACGCGCCGACGCGGCUGAUGAAGGACUUGGGGUAUGGGAAGGAGUACAAAUACAAUCCCGAUUAUCUCGGUGGAAGAGUGAAGCAGGAGUAUUUACCGGAAAAGAUCCAGGGGAGGCAGUUUCUCGAGGAGAGAGAUCUCGGGACCAUCGUGGAUGAGGACUUGAGUGACCUUGAAGGGGAGGUGGAUGGAGCGAAAGAGACUGAGCGAGAUCAAAUGAGUGGUGAGGAAGAUGAGGAGGUGCUCUUCGAGUAUUGA
This is a messenger RNA of Cyphellophora europaea CBS 101466, 1656 nucleotides long. RefSeq lists its product as uncharacterized. NCBI's taxonomy places the organism in Eukaryota, Fungi, Ascomycota, Eurotiomycetes, Chaetothyriales, Cyphellophoraceae. Gene Ontology annotation, biological process: DNA-templated DNA replication; regulation of DNA repair; DNA repair. Gene Ontology annotation, molecular function: single-stranded DNA helicase activity; DNA binding; ATP hydrolysis activity. The transcript has a single exon. The record is from RefSeq and is a predicted model, not a curated record. Gene Ontology annotation, cellular component: nucleus. The coding region runs from base 1 to 1656 and encodes 551 amino acids.